AUGAGCCCAUCCAUAAUCGAGAAAUACAAUGAGAUCGUAUGCAGCCUCCGCUCGAAUCUCGAGUGUCCGUCGUGCCGCCUGCACUAUCGAAAUCCGAAAAUAUCUGUCCGCUGCACCCACGCAGCGUGCUACGAGUGCUUCAUAAACCUGGUCUGUCCCGUAUGCCAAACGCCGACGUCGGAGGCCGAUCUCAAAGACGAGAAGAGACUCCAACAAUUGAUCUUGAUCUUCAAAUCGCUUCAAGUCAAAGCUGCUCCGAAAUCGAAUGCUGAGAACGUCCCCCAAACAGCGACGACGAAUGCACGUUCGAGCUCGGCGAACAUCGACUUGCAGCCUGCUUUCCCCACGACUCCCCAACAAUCGGCACGAAACGCGCGAGCCAGUGCUGCACAAGCGAGUAUUCAGAAAAUCGACAAGAAAAACCGUCACGGAGAAACGCCUCUGCAUGUCGCAUGCAAAAAGACAGGUAAUAUCGAUCGUGUACGGGAACUUCUGGCGCAAGGUGCCAAUCCAAACACUCAAGAUUACGCCGGGUGGUCCCCACUCCAUGAGGUUGCCCAAUCGGGAGACUCAGAAAUCGCGAGAGCUCUCCUGAUGAAUGGCGCGGAUGUCAACAUCAAGGCAUCGUGUCUCACAAGUCCUCUGCAUGACGCGGUGACCACAGGCUUCGUCGACAUCAUCAAAUUGUUCCUCGAGUACGGAGCUGACCCUCUUGCGGUCAACUCUGACGGGAAGACACCAAUGCAGCUGUCCUCAUACAACGAAGUCAUCGAGAAUCUGCUCAAAACCGUCAAACCGAAAGAGGAAAAUAUCCGAGGCGCGACCACGGACUCCACCGACAGGAAGAGACUUGUCAUCAUGACGUCUUCUCUGAAAGAGCCGCAAAUGGAAAAAUUGAACGAGUUCUUGGAGCUCAUGGAUGCGCAGUUGGCAGCUCACUACACGCCACAAGUCACGCAUUUGGUCGUGAACUCUGACUCGAAGGGCGACACGCAGCGCACAUUGAAAUUCCUUCAAUGCUUAGCAUCGAGGAAAUCGAUCGUCUCGUAUCAAUGGGUUGAGCAAUGCCUGAAGACUCGUACACUCGUAUCGGAACUGCCUUUCGAGGUAAAAGGAUGUCGGCAGUUCUCGAACACCGACGCUCCCCGGCGAGCCAGGGAAGCGGCCGACGGGGAACAAGUUGGUCUUUUGAGCGGCUUCAACGUAUACUUCGCGCCGCUCGACAAGCCCUACGUCCCUACAACGGACAACCUAAUUCAGCUGACCGAGCUCGCCGGCGGGAAUAUUCUGAAGAAACACCCGAAAACGUCCGUUGGAGACGAUUCGUCCGAUUCGAGCGCCUCAUCGCCGCACGUGAAGCCGACCUCGAUUUUCAAGAAACACAAGAGCCUCGUUGUGGGACUGGAUUCGAAGAUUAGUGCGAAUGUUCUGUACCUCACAAGAGAUUGGCUGAUAGAUUCUAUUUCCAAUUUCGAAUUAAUCGAGCCGCAUCUGUGAUAAUACUGCAGAACGUGGAUUGUCCCUUCUCACCUUUGGGAAUGGCCAUACAGAAGCAGCCCAGAGAACUAAAGAGACCGACGGGAAGCGACGCCACCAGUCGUUGCUGAUGAACCUUUCGACGUUCCAGAUCUAUUGACUUUGCACCGCAAAAUCUGCAUCUAUUGUGUUUUUCUCCGGAGCGUUGACUCCGGUCGAUAAGCCUAGCACGGCGGUCACGGCCGUGCCGGAGCCGUCAUCGCCUAGCACCCGUUCACGGAGGAAUAGUUAAAAUCAUUCGAUGGCAUGAACCGGUGUUUUACUUUUAUGCAUGACUUAUGAGAAGAUGGACUUGGAGAGAAUUAUCGUAUUUGGCGCGCGGACCGGC
Galendromus occidentalis (western predatory mite) is the source of this 1864-nucleotide messenger RNA. Its product is annotated as BRCA1-associated RING domain protein 1. Gene Ontology annotation, biological process: protein K6-linked ubiquitination. The transcript has 6 exons. Gene Ontology annotation, molecular function: protein binding; ubiquitin-protein transferase activity. NCBI's taxonomy places the organism in Eukaryota, Metazoa, Arthropoda, Arachnida, Mesostigmata, Phytoseiidae. Gene Ontology annotation, cellular component: BRCA1-BARD1 complex; BRCA1-A complex. The record is from RefSeq and is a predicted model, not a curated record. Bases 1 to 1497 code for a protein of 498 amino acids.